This is a messenger RNA of Labeo rohita (rohu), 3114 nucleotides long. RefSeq names its product cerebellin 2b precursor (gene cbln2b). NCBI's taxonomy places the organism in Eukaryota, Metazoa, Chordata, Actinopteri, Cypriniformes, Cyprinidae. Bases 302 to 907 code for a protein of 201 amino acids. The record is from RefSeq and is a predicted model, not a curated record. Gene Ontology annotation, molecular function: protein binding. The transcript has 4 exons.
UUUUCUCCACUCUUAUUGGGUGCGGGCUUCACUCCUUCUCAAGACAGCUGAAGGAGCAGGAACACAGAUUGCACCAACUAUGGAUUUAACAGGAUCCAUUGUGCAAAUACUCUAAGCAUCUUAAACUGAUGCGCAUAGACGAGAAGAAAAGGAGUGUGUGACGGUGAGUUACAGAGAGAGAGUAAGUGAGAGAGAGAAAGUGAGAGAGAGAGAGGUUAGUUUGGACCAGGUGAUAGAGCCACAUCAAACCUCCAAGGGGCUGGUGGUUAAGAUCAGUUUGCACAGGAUUCUUGUUCCGAUCAUGGUGCCAGCAGCCUGUCCCGGACCCUUUGCCAUGCUGGCUCUCGCCUUUCUCCUGGGAUGUGGCAUAGGGCUCUGUCUGGGCCAGAAUGACACGGAGCCCAUCGUUCUGGAGGGAAAGUGUCUGGUGGUGUGCGACUCCAACCCCUCUUCUGACGGAGGAGUCACCUCUUCGCUUGGGAUAUCUGUGCGCUCCGGCAGCGCCAAAGUGGCUUUCUCGGCCGUCAGAGGGACAAACCACGAACCUUCGGAGAUGAGCAACACAUCCAUGACCAUCUAUUUUGACCAGGUCUUAGUAAACAUUGGCAAUCAUUUCGACCUGAAAGCGAGUGUGUUUACCGCACCACGGAGAGGGAUAUACAGUUUCAGCUUUCAUGUGGUCAAGGUCUACAACAGACAAACCAUACAGGUUAACCUGAUGCAGAACGAGUACCCUGUCAUAUCUGCCUUUGCUGGGGAUCAGGAUGUCACGCGGGAGGCGGCGAGUAACGGAGUUCUACUGAUGGUUGAGCGCGAGGAUCGCGUCUAUCUCAAGUUGGAACGAGGGAAUCUAAUGGGCGGAUGGAAAUACUCCACGUUCUCUGGAUUUUUAGUCUUUCCUCUUUAACUGACUCGCAGACGAGUAAUAUUUUCCAAGAGACCGAGGACGAACGAGUUCUCAGUUCUUUGAACAAAACUGAAAUUUAGCAAAACUGCAUAUGGACGCGUCCGCAGGGAGUUCCCGCCUUUUUUGGCCGCAGCGAUUUUCAGUCGCGAUUGUUUGGAUUUUAUCGAUGGGAAACAAUUCGCAACUGACAAUUACCUGGACCACUAUAUAAACGAGAAGAUAUUUAAGACGAAGACGAACUUCAAAUCCCGAACUAGGUGUAUUUAUCAGUGCUUUAUUUUGUGUUUGUAUAGCCUUAAUGAUUCGGCUUCCGUCCAGUGAGGUGUGUGGUGUGGAGCUGCGGAAGUGCUUUACGGCCCCAAAGCAUUUUUGCACGAAUGGAAGAUUCCUGUUUUGUGCUGUCAAUGAUGUGUCGUUUGGAUGCAGAACAUACUGAAAAUAUGCCAAAUGUAGGCCACCUGCUAUACAGUGAUUAUAAUGAGAAAAAAAAAAAAAAAUCAUAUAUCAGCCAACGGAGACGUCUGAAAAACUUUUUGCUAGACAUCUAUCUAAUUUAUAAAAUACAUAUUUACAUUAUGGUGUGUUCUACAUUCCGGAUAAUACGUAGCUUUGAUUGAUUUAGUGUUCAGUGACAAUGCUCACAGAUGUAAGUUGUGGAAAAAGAAAAGUCCCUAUAUAAUGUCCCGCCUAAUAAAAUAUUGUAUUGUACACAUAUUUACUCAAUCUUUUUUAUUAUCAUGAACCUUGAGUAUUUUUCUAACGAGUGAUAAAAUCGUAUUAAUGAAUUGCGCAUGCGCAUUUUUUCCUUGCUCGACUACGAUGAAAGUAGAUUCCGAAUAUAACGGCGCUGUCCAUGGUGCUGAAGCUCAGCAGACUUCAGAAAUAUUCUCAGAUGUCUCAAGACUGGAUGAUACAUAAUUAUGUAUGCUGCUCUAAAUACAUGAUUUAUUUUUGCAACCUUGAAUCAUUGUCUCUUCAGCACAUUUUUUAGCAUAAAACCCCAAAUCUUUCCCCCAAUUAGUGAUAGUAAUGUUAAAUUAGCCUUGGUUUCCACCACUGCUGGCCCACUGAAACACACACUCUCUGUCUGAUUGUUUCAUAUGCACACACUCUGUCUUUUUAGCGUUUCCAUCUUUUUCAGUUUGCCUUGUGCUCACUUACACAUGCACAUCUACACACACACUCAAUGCUUGCCUGCUCUCUCUGAUGUACACAUAUAUAUAUAUGCAUUUACAUAAGGCACCAGCAGAGCUGUAUACAAAUAUGAAUAUAAAGAUCAACACAACUGUUAAUAGACAUACAUUAAGAUUUAUUACUUUAGUUAACCUUGCUUUUAGAGAACUUUAACAGUUCUGGCUUUUUUAAUAAAACAAAUACAUUACUAUCAGCCAUAUAAAAUAUGUGCACCUGUAUUAAUUCCCUAAUUUGUAAUAUAUAUGUAAUUUAAACAUCCUCCUCUUUAAGAAAAUUUAAUGUUAAAUUCUUCCACUUCAAUUUAGAACAAGUGUAGCAUGGUUCAUCAAAAAUUCUGUUAACUCAUAAAAGGAAGCUGGUGCGCUAAGGGUUAAAAUGUAUGCAUGCAAAUGAAGGUCUUUAGCUUUUUUCUUAACAGACUAAAUAUACAAAAUAUCCUGUUAGAUCAUAGAUCUUACAACGUAAUUUUAAAAGCAUAAGAAGUGCAAGGCACGGCUUGUGUGCGUUAAAACAAGCCAGUUAAUUCUAAGAGUUAAUUCUGUACUGUAUGUGCACAUGUGUACUAGACUGUGUCAUGAAGGGUAAUUUGAGGUGUCAGUAUUGUAAUAAGGCCUGUCGUAAGCCAUAAGUGAACUGAAGAGGAUGAAGGGUGACUGUUUCUUUUUAAAAUCCACUUAGUUUUGAACCCAAUGGAGACGGUGUAUAGGCAAAUAUAAUUAAAAAGAACAUUAGAAUUGAUUUAGUAAUGAAUUCAUUAACGUUUACCUUUGUUAAGCACUGGCAGCAAAAACUGAAGAGCAGGUAAAGUUCAAUGCAUUUCUAAUGUCUUUCGAACAGAGGCAUUUUAGAAAUUUUAUAAGUAAUUUGCUUCGUUUCUGUCUUAGAAUUUUUUUAAAGCACUAGGAAAGCUUUGGAUCAAAGCUUUUAAAUGAAAGCGUACUGUUUUUUUCCCCUCUCCCUCUCAUAAAAAUUCACUUGGUAAGGGCGACUAAUUAUUUCUUUCUUUCUUUCUU